CGGCGAGACCCGCCCCUCCCGCCGUGGCCCUGUCCAGCCAGAGCGGAAUAGAGUUUGGGUCCCGACCUGCGCACCACGCCUGGCGCCCCGCGACGCUCGCCCCGCAAGUCCCGUUUACCCCGCCCCACUUCGCUCCGCCCCGCUCCGGUGUCGGCCCUCCCGGCCUCCGGGUCUUGCCGGCUUACGGACCCGCCCCCGAGGACGUGAAGCGCCGUGGCGCCGCAAGUUUGUCAAAGAUGAAAGUGACCUUAUCAGCUUUGGAUACUUAUGAGAGUUCUUUCACACCUUUGGUGGUAAUAGAACUUGCUCAGGAUGUCAAAGAAGAAACCAAAGAAUGGCUAAAAAACAGAAUUAUUGCUAAAAAGAAAGAUGGAGGUGCCCAGUUGUUGUUUAGACCACUGUUAAAUAAACAUGAGACAGAAACACUGGAACAUCACAAUCUGUAUCUUGUUGGUGCCUCCCAGAUCAGACUGUUACUGGGGGCAGAAGCAGUGGGAUUGGUAAAAGAGUGCAAUGAUAACACCAUGAGAGCCUUCACAUACGGAACGCGACAGAACUUCAAAGGUUUUGAUGAUAACAAUGAUGAUUUCCUCACAAUGGCAGAAUGUCAAUUCAUUAUCAAACAUGAACUUGAAAAUCUUAGAGCUAGAGAUGAAAAAAUGAUCCCUGGCUACCCCCAAGCAAAGUUGUACCCAGGAAAGUCAUUAUUGAGAAGAUUGCUCACAUCUGGCAUCGUGAUUCAGGUGUUUCCACUACAUGACCCUGAAGCCCUGAAGAAGCUUGAGGAUACCUGGUACACUCGGUUUACUUUGAAGUAUCAACCCAUAGACAGUAUUCGUGGCUACUUUGGAGAAACGAUUGCUCUUUACUUUGGAUUUUUGGAGUAUUUUACUUUUGCCUUAAUCCCCAUGGCUGUCAUUGGGUUACCUUACUACCUGUUUGCGUGGGAAGACUAUGACAAGUAUGUGAUCUUCGCCUCGUUCAACCUGAUCUGGUCCACAGUGAUCCUGGAGGUGUGGAAGCGUGGCUGUGCCAACAUGACCUAUCGGUGGGGGACAUUGCUGAUGAAGAGACAGUUUGAGGAGCCCCGACCAGGGUUUCAUGGGGUCUUGGGUAUCAAUUCUGUCACCGGUCGGGAGGAGCCUGUCUACUCCAGCUUUAAGAGACAGCUGCGCAUUUACCUGGUCUCGCUGCCUUUUGUAUGCCUCUGUCUCUAUUUCUCUCUGUAUGUCAUGAUGAUUUACUUCGACAUGGAAGUCUGGGCCUUGAGUCUACACGAGGAUAGUGGGUCCGAGUGGACAAAUAUCUUGUUAUAUGUGCCCAGCAUCAUCUAUGCCAUCAUAAUUGAGAUCAUGAACCGCCUCUAUCGAUAUGCUGCUGAGUUUUUAACUUCAUGGGAGAAUCACAGAUUGGAAUCUGCAUACCAGAAUCAUCUAGUUCUGAAAGUUUUGGUGUUCAACUUUCUAAAUUGCUUCGCCUCACUCUUCUACAUUGCUUUUGUCCUAAGGGAUAUGAAGCUUUUGCGCCAGAGCUUGGCCACACUUCUGAUUACUUCCCAGCUCCUUAACCAAAUAGUGGAAUCUCUUCUUCCUUAUUGGCUCCAAAGGAAGCAUGGUGUGCAGGUGAAGAGGAGGGUGCAGGCUUUAAAGGCAGACAUUGAUGUUGCAUUAUAUGAACAAGUCAUCCUGGAAAAGGAAAUGGGAACCUAUAUGGGAACCUUCGAUGAUUACCUGGAGUUAUUCCUGCAGUUUGGUUAUGUGAGCCUUUUCUCCUGUGUUUACCCAUUAGCAGCUGCCUUUGCUGUGCUAAAUAAUUUCACUGAAGUCAAUUCAGAUGCCUUAAAAAUGUGCAGAGUCCUCAAACGUCCAUUCUCAGAACCUUCAGCCAGUAUUGGUGUAUGGCAGCUGGCUUUUGAAACAAUGAGUGUCAUAUCUGUGGUCACUAACUGUGCUCUGAUUGGAAUGUCACCUCAAGUGAAUGCAGUCUUUCCAGAGUCAAAAACAGACCUCAUUUUGAUUGUAGUAGCAGUGGAGCAUGCACUCCUGGCUUUAAAGUUUAUACUUGCAUUUGCCAUACCUGAUAAACCACGACAUAUCCAGAUGAAACUGGCCAGAUUGGAAUUUGAGUCCUUGGAGGCACUCAAGCAGCAGCAAAUGAAGCUCGUGGCUGAGAACCUGAAGGAGGAACCGAGGGAAGAUAUAAAAGAGAAGGCAGCCUGAGCGCCCAGCACGCCCGGCUGCCCCGUCCACUGAGGCCUGCGUUGGGAGACAACUGCCGGAGGGUACCCAAGCAGCACCGUGCACCUGAACCCAGACCCACUGCUUGGCCACGUGGAGUGGCUCCCACGUGGCAGGCCCUCACGUUGCAGUGCCCUAGCUCAGGGGUAGAAAAGGGCAGCCAGGACCCUUGGCCCUGCCCGCCCUGCCCCUUUCUUGGCCCCACAUGCCCGUCCAGCUGCCUCACUCUGCUGCAGAGCCACUGUUGCCCUUGAGCCUCGCCACACCCUCACAGUGAGUGCCAGUCACUCAUGACCCCACCAGGACCUGUGGCAGGGCACUGGGUUGAGGCAUGUGCCUACCCAGCUGAUCCUAGCCGUGCUGUCUGGUCCUGCCGAGCAUCAGUUGAGAGAGGGGCGUGUUUCCUACUCCCAGGCCUCCUUCCUGAUUCUGUUUUGCAAUAUGUUAACAGACCUUUUGUCAAAAAAACCAUAGAACUGAGCUAUUAAAGGCAGCCUGCCCUCUGACUCCUA
This is a messenger RNA of Marmota flaviventris (yellow-bellied marmot), 2749 nucleotides long. It is a transcript of the gene Ano10, whose product is annotated as anoctamin 10. The record is from RefSeq and is a predicted model, not a curated record. Gene Ontology annotation, cellular component: plasma membrane. Lineage: Eukaryota; Metazoa; Chordata; Mammalia; Rodentia; Sciuridae. Gene Ontology annotation, biological process: chloride transmembrane transport. Gene Ontology annotation, molecular function: chloride channel activity.